Messenger RNA from Dreissena polymorpha, 2435 nucleotides. RefSeq lists its product as uncharacterized. Lineage: Eukaryota; Metazoa; Mollusca; Bivalvia; Myida; Dreissenidae. The transcript is spliced from 2 exons. Bases 363 to 830 code for a protein of 155 amino acids. The record is from RefSeq and is a predicted model, not a curated record.
UAGAUUAGCAUUUUACAUCGGGUCGCUGGGAUGGGCCGAGUUUGUACGAUUACGGGUUAUUUUAACUCCGGCAUAGUGUUUAUUUUUCCUAAAAUAUCGUAUACAUAAAAAAUACAGGUAAUUAAUAUUUAAUUUUUUAAUGCAUUCGUGCGAAUUUAUGAAUACAAUUCGGCGUAAACUAUAACAAUGGCAAAGUUAGUUGAUCGUGCGAAUGUGUAAACCUUUUUAAAAUUAUGACAUUAAGUAUUAUUAAGUUCUUUCGUCCCUACGCUGAUUUUAUAAAAUACACCAUAAUUUGGAUCUUACUGCUGUACCAACACGCGAUAUAAAACACGGAAACUUAAUUUCAACGACCACUACGCAUGAUGGGGGCGAUGGACCCGAUGUCAGCCAUGAUGGGUGCGAUGGGCGGAAUGGGUAUGGGGGCCAUGGCCAUGGGAAUGCCCUUCAUGUCUUAUGACACGCUUGAAGACAUGCUCGACCUUCCUGAUCGCAGGAUGAUGCCGGGCGUAGCGACGGGCGUCGCCGCGGGUGCUUCAGUGGCGACCGGAAGUAUGAUGCCGAGCGUCGCAGGCGUGCCAGGAGUUCCAAACCCUGCUGGCCUCGUUUCAGCGGGAAUUCCCCAGUCCGCGCUCCCAGCUCCAGUCGUUUCAGCCGCUGUUCAGCCAAUCGGAAGUGGCGCCCAUGCCGCUUCUUCCACCAGCCAUGGGACUUCUUCCACCGGUGGUAUUAACCCCUCGGUGAUAGCAUCCGCCCUGCAGACGGCGCUUAGUCGAGUGCAGCAACGCGGCGCUACCGCCGGAAACAACAACAAUCAAAUUCUUGGUUGAAACCUAUUUAUUUAUAUUAUAUUUAGAACCGCCGUUGUUGUUUUAUGACAUUGUUUGAGAAUAAGUAUUGGUCUGAACAAUGCGUUUGUUAGACAAAUGAGUUGCUUCGUUCAAGGUAUACGUCUUUACUUUCUUGAAAUUUGCCAACAGCCAACAAAAUGUUGCAGAAAUUUCCCGCCAGUAGAUCCGUAUGAAUAAAAUAUUACUAGUUCAAUGGCAAAAUAAAAAUCAUAGGGAUGCAGCUUUGCGAUGAGCAGCGAUGCUAGACAAAUAUGAGGUGGGAAGCUAACGGGUCACAUAUAUUGGUACACUAGUUUUACACUUUAAUCCAAAAAUCAGUCGAUUGUGUGCGUCUCCCUUUAUAUUAGCCACAGUGCAUUUAAUUUAACCCAUUUAUGCCUAGUGGACUCUCCCACCAUUCUAAAUUGGGUCAAUUUAUUUCCAAAAUUGGGGAUGUCUAGUAUAUUUAUUUCUAUAUUAAGAAUAUUUCUUACAUAAAUUCCAUAAAGCAAACAGCGCAGACCCUAAUGAGACGCCGCACCAUGCGGCGUCUCAUCUGGGUCUACGCUGUUUGCCAAGGCAUUUUUUCUUGACGCUAGGCAUAAAUGGAUUAAAGCGAGAUUAUACGAUUUUGUCAAAUAUGUAUUAAUUUAUAUCAAAUGUGUAAAAACAAACUUAUUAACUAUAUAUUUCAAUAUAAAUUAAAAUAAAAGUUAAGAAGAACAUGUGUCGAAAAAUGCGAAAUAAGCCAGAUAUUUAAUUUUGAAAUCGAAAAUGUCUGUGCAGUCGAAUUCGCCAACAUGUAAAUCACGCAUGUACGAUGUGAAUCUAAAUUUAGUUUAAUGGUUCAUUUUUAAUUACUGCAACAGAUCUAUUUAUACGACACACGAACACUAAUUUAAAAGACGAAUGCUUCGGUUAUUGUAGGAAAAUAUGUACGAAAUAUCUUCGCCACAAUCGGCUCGGGGCGCUAAUUUGUCUUUGCUGCAUUUUAUUAAAUUUGUCUUCAUUGGAUAAUUUUCUUGCCUAUUUUGUUUUAUUGUAACAUAUUUUAUCAAUAUAUUACAAUUUAACAAAUAUUCAAAAUCGUAUAAUCUCGAUUUAAACAAAUUGUUUCAUAUUGAAUUAAGCGCACUCACAGGUUGUAUAUCAUAUACUUAUUGUUAUUACCCUUUUUUACCUAUCCUGAUAUUCUUACAAAAAGUUAUGUCCUAUAGUUGGUUAUUCACACAAUAGGCUGCCGACCUCAAUCCGUUUGCUAAACAUAACACGGUCAGAUUCCAGUUCUAACACGGUCAGAUUCCAGUUCUAACACGGUCAGAUUCCAGUUCUAACACGGUCAGAUUUCAGUUCUAACACGGUCAGAUUCCAGUUCUGUGUCGAAACGUUUAGUGCUUUGAUUUAACUUGUACAAUACGAAAUGGGAUGAUUUAUUAUAUAAAUGUAUGCUUUGAAUGUGUGAAAAGAAAACUGAAUCCAAGUGAAACAGUACCAUAUAUUUCAAUCGAGAAGAACAUACUAAUGAAAAAUACAUAAUGUAUCAUUUUAUCUACGUACACACUUGUGCAGUAAAAAUAUAGGUGUACAUAUACGUAAUGGAUAUUU